GAUCAUUGUCUUGGAUACAGAUAUAAUAUUUGCGACAGACAUCGCAGAACUUUGGGAAUUGUUUUCCGAACAAUCUUCUAAGCAGGUGAGAUACAUGUUGCAUACUUGCAUUUUAUUUUCAUGACCACGAAAAAUGAAUUACAUACGUAAAAAUCUCAAGUUGUUACAGGUCAACUGUCGACAAGUUGUGUUCGCACUGCUUGUUCCCAGUUGUUGUAACAAGUUUGGAACAACCUGUUAACAACUUGUAACAAGCUUGAUGGCAUUAUCAGACUUGUUACAAGGUUGUUCUAACAAGUCUGAUACAGUCAUGAUAUAACAAGAAUGUUACAAGGUUGACGACACAAGGUUGCAACAAUAUUGUAAAAUCAUAACUGUAUCGAGGACUUGUUGCAACAACCUUGUAACAAGUCUGAUAAUAUCAACAAAGUUGUUACAAGUUGUUCACAGCUGCUUGUUCCAAACUUGUUGACAAUUUGGGACAAGCAGUGCGAACACAACUCGUUGACGGCUUGUUGGCACACUUGCUACAAGAUGUGGGACUUUUCCGUGUGUACGUACUGGCGACUCUAAUUACCACAUUUCAAGCGAAACCCACCGUGUGUUCCUUCUAUAGUGUGUUGGUCUGGUUGAAAAUCAAAGUGAUUGGUACUUGGGAAAGUUAUGGAAAAACCACAAACCAUGGCCUGCUUUGGUGAGAAAAAUCAGAAAAUAUCAUCCACUACAGUAUAUAUAUAUUGUUUAGGGAUCUAUAACUAUAGUUUAGGGACCGCUCAUUAUUUUUGGCGGGGGUCAGGGACGCUGGAACGAUCAUAAGGCAAAGGGGGGGCAGACGCACACCAAGGGCACCUCUAUAGAGCAAAAGAUAAAAAUCUACUGGAAAAUUUUUUUUCCUGGAAAUUCCCCCCCCCCCCCGUCACCAAAAAAAUUUCGGUCAGUGUACCAUUUUAAGGGUCAAAAAAAUUUUCCGGACAUAUCAAAAUUUUCCAUGAAGUCAAAAAAUUUAUCUAAAUUCCAAAAAUUUUCUAAAAUUUUUGCAAAUUUAACUCAUUCUUUACCAAAUUCAAACUUAUUUUUGUAAAUUAACUUUCUCUGGGCCUAUAAAUUACCUGAAUCUCAUGAUUUUCCCAGAAAAAGCAUCACUGGAAAUGUGAUUUAUCACGUAGUAUUUUACAACUAAAAGGGCACUUCUGCCCCCCCCCCUGCCCCCCUAGCAAAAGGCAAGGGGGGCAGCCCCCCCCCCCCCCCCUGACCCCCAGUUCCGGCGUCCCUGACGGGGGUGGCACACAGCCUAGACCUAGGCCUUCUAUUUUUAUUAUUUUUAAAUAUUCAGCGGUUUUUCACAUGAGAAGACUGAGAUCUAGCCCCUAGGCCAGGGUGGCACCGAAGAGAAAUUGUUUUUUUUUUAUAAACUCAAAAAAAACUUUUGUAAAAGUCAAAAAAAAUUUUAUUCCAACCUUGGCUGAUCCAACCAUAGCGCAUUGGAGCGCAUUGCAACUCUAUGGGUUAAUAAUUUGUUCAUUUUGUUUAGGGGCGUGGUUUCAAUACGGGAGUUAUGUUGCUGGAUCUCAAUAAACUCCGAGAAUUGAACUGGAUGUCGAUUUGGCGUCUGACCGCUGAACGAGAGUUGAGCACCUUUUUGGCGACGUCGUUAGCGGACCAGGUACGUUUGCUCCACUAGCUUUCGUGUUGAAUUUCUCUUUUAAUACUUGUUCGUAUAUGAGAAGUUACAUCGUACACUCGAAGUCGUGAUACCUAGACAAUAGAGCGUUUGCAAUGGCGUUUGCACAUGACGUCACAGCCGACAUGUUGGUGUUCCAAUAGACAAUUCCCAUUAUAGACUAAUUUUUUUAAUAAUUUAAUUUUUUUUAAUUCUACUUCUUAUUGUUAUGUAUAAAUUGGGCGAAAAAAUUUUUUUUAAAAAUUAUCUUGGCAAAAAAAGUGCUGUAUAUUGAUAUUUCCGGAAAGAGCAUACUAAAAUGAGUAAAAUUGCAAAGUUUGGUUGCGAAAUGUUGUAAAAUGCGGAAAAUAUAGCUUUGCAAAGUUCGCAAAUUUUGUAUACUUUUGUAGUGCGUGCGGAAAUUGCUACCACAUUUGGGCCGAAAAUGGUAGCGAUUUCCGCACGCAAUACAAAAAUAUACAAAAUUUGCAAACUUUGCAAGGCUAUAUUUUCGCAUUUUACAACAUUUCGCAACCAAAUUUUGCAAUUUUACUCAUUUUAGUAUGCUCUUUCUAGCUGUGGUGAUUUAUUUGCAUCUCCUUGCCUAGUUUCAAAAUUAGUCUAUAAUGGUAAUUGUAUAUUAUUAUUAUUAAUGAGUAUUAUCAUUUUUUUGUAGGAUAUUUUCAACGCCGUAAUAAAGAAGCAUCCUUACCUAGUCCAAAAGUUACCAUGUGGUUGGAAUAUUCAACUCAGUGACAAUAUGCGAAGCGAGGUACCGCAUACACUAUUUAAGAGGCAAUUUUUUUCAAUGUCACGUAUUUGCAAUGAAAAGCGUUCAAAACCUAAAUCGUUUUGGCGUUCCUUUCAAAAUUAUUUUGUUUUAGCUUUAUUCUCUAGUCUAUACAGUUAGCAACCUUUUUAAAUGCAUCUGCCGGUUGAGAAACAUAAAAUAAUAGUCAAAAAUUGUCAAUUAAGAUAUAUUAUCAAUGAUGCUUUAAAAUUGACGCCAUGUUUACAGCCAUAUAAAGCCAAACUUACUGAACAUCAGACGUCAUUUUCUCUUUGGCGUAUCAUCUAAAACCUUUUCAUUUUAGCAUUAUUUUACAGAUAAAGCACUAAACAUACUUUUUAAGUUUGUUUGCCGAUUGAGAAACGUAUUGAAAAAUAGAAAUUUGAAUUUAGUCAUAACCUCAAGUGGUAUAUUAUACACAUUAAUUUUGAGCGCGUAUUACGUAACAUACAAAAAAAAAUCUCCUCUUAACAAAAAUAUAAGAUUUUGCCGUUGUCUGUGCAGUUAUAGAUACACAGUAUGACGUCAUAAUGUGGAAAGAACAAAAAAGUCGGGAGCCGCCGAGGCGAGUGGGUCACUUUUUUGUCCCCCCACACACACACACAUGGCCUGACCAGUCGGACCCGAAUUCUUUUCUCUGUAUCAAUGGAAAGAUCUGGUCUAUGUUUCUCAAAUAUCUAGCGAAAAUGGACCUCAUUCUAAUGUUAUCGAAAUUUUCCGGUCAGAUAGGUCCGAAGCCCAAAUGUUUUGUGUUUCAUUCAACAAUUUGACCGUUCUGACCGGUCUGACCGUGUUAAUGGAAAGCGCCCCAUGUAGCGAACUGGGCUCAUUACAGAGCUUUACGAAGCCAAAGCGAACAUUGACAUUUUUGUGAUGGGUCACGUGCAUGGCUCACAAGCAUGCGAGAGAAAAACAGUGAGAAAUCAGUGAGAGAAAUUUGUGUUUUAUUAUUACUAAAGUUAUUAUUAUAAAGUUAUUAUUAUUUUGGUAUUGUGAAUUGCCCUGGAUACCCCCCAAGGAGGCGAUAAUUCAGGACAUCUAUAACUGAACAGACAACGGCAAAAUCUUAUCUAUUUGUUUUAUAUAAUAAAAAGAAAAAAACCCGAAUUAAACAGGUGAAUAUCUUACUUUUUAUCCACCCAAACAUUUGGAAAUAUGAAAAUGUCGAAAUUUUACAAAUAUCACGCGUACGUGAUCUAUACAAUAAGGGAAUGCUAGUAUUGGCUACCUUAAUUAUGACGUAAUUCCGUGCGUUUGUCUUCUAAUAGAUCAUGGCUCUCGACCAAUGAAAGCGCUUGAAUUCUUAACGUUAUUAUAUAAAUAAUUUUUUAUCUUUACUACUAAUUUGCAAAGUAUACAUUGAAGGGUUUUUGUUGGUGGAAGUUUGGCGCUAAAAUUAUAUGCAUUUUAGUUACAUUAUUUCCCUAUUUGUUUUAGUCGAUAGAAACCUGCUAUGCCGAGGUAUCCAAUCUCAAGGUUAGUGUCCUGCCUGUACACGCGUUGAGAUCUCGCAGCUUGUCAACAAGACGUGUUCGCACUGCUUGUUCCCUGUUGUAGUGACAAGUCUGGAACACAUCCUGAUAUCGACUUGACAACAACCUUGUUACAACUUGUUUGCAGACUAUAUAUAAUAAUCUGAUCUGUAAAAACUUGCGCGUUUUUACCUGUGUACUGUACUUCGUGUAUGUACAUUAUUAGUGUUUUGGAGUACACACACAAAAAUCUCACAUCUUGUAGCAAGUCAGUCAACAAGUUGUGUUCGCACUGCUUGUCCCAAUUAAGUUGUCAACAAGUAUGGAACAAGCUGUGAACAGUUGUAACAACCUUGUUGAUAUUAUCAGACUUGUUGCAUAUACAAUUACUUUAUGGUUUCCGUGUUUGGAUGGCCUGAUCCAAACACGCGGGAAUGUUGCGAGAGUUGAGAAAAGUGGGCGAACACGAGCCAAAGGCGAGUGAUUUUGCGCGCUUUUCUUAACUCGAGCAACAUUCCCAAGUGUUUGGAUCAGGCCAUCCAAACACGGAAACCGUAAAGUAAUUGUUUUAUAAAAUAACAACGACACGAUAGUCUUCCGUGUUUGGAUGGCCAGUGGCCUGAUCCAAACACGGGUUUCGACCAAUCAGAGCACGCGUUAUAUACAUGUUAUUUUAUAGAGAUUGUUCCAACAAGUCUGAUACAGUCAUGAUAUAACAAUAUUGUUACAACGUUGUGUCGUCAACCUUGUAACAUUCUUGUUAUAUCAUGACUGUAUCAGACUUGUUAGAACAACCUUGUAGCAACUUAAAUUGUUACGAACAGCCUGUAUUGACUGUAUUAGUCUUGUUGGAACAACUUGUAGCAAGUCUGUUGCCGUCAUCAAUCUUGUAACAAGAUGAUACCAACUUGUUCCAGACUUGUCACAACAACUGGGAACAAGCAGUGCGAACACAUCCUCCAGGUGAUCUCGUGUUCGCAUUUUAGCCAAUCAGCGCUCAGAAAGGGUUGUCCGGAUAGAAAUCCAUUUUGAUGUAUUCAGUCAAUUAUAUCUUUCGUUAUUCUUUAUGAAACUAGUUGAAAUUUUGUAAUUAUGUUUGCUUAUGAGAACUAUAGCUCUGACAAAAAUAUGGAAUCAAAAUAAAGUAUAUUACAGGACUGAUAUUCAGUUGUUUUAAUCAUAAAAUGGAUUUGUAUUUGACAACUAGUGCCAGUACUUUCCCGCGUAUCAAGAUCAUCUGGCUGAUAUCGACUUCACAACAAUCUACAAACUCUAUACUUGUAGAUAAAUUUUCUUAUAUUUCUUUUGCAUUCCUUGUAAUGGCUAUAUAGGUUAUUCACUGGAAUUCGCCGAAAAAAUUAAAAGUGAAAAAUUCUCACGCGGAAUUUCUGCGAAAUCAUUAUCUCACAUUCUUGGAAUAUGAUGGAGAUUUAUUGAGGUAAAAAUGAUUUGUUGGAGCAGGAUGGUUGCUUCCAAAUAUGUCAUGCGUAUUUUGAAAUCGUAAAUCUUGUUUUCAGAGGGCGAUUGUUCAGUUGUAUGAAAGCCGACGAAGCUCGAUCAUCUGUUCUUAAGGUUUGUACUUUAGAAAUUCAUACGAGAUUGAGAUUUUUGCGUGUGUAUAACUGUAUGUUUAUGAGCAGCAGUGUUUUAUCAGAUAAAAAGAUACGAGGCGAAGCCUAGUAUCUUUAGGUCUGAUAAAACAUGCACAGCGAAUAUUUUAAAUUGCUUCAAAAACGAUCGAUCUAGUAAGUUCAUUGGCGAAGUAAUAAAAAAAAUAAAAGGGGGGGGGGAUAAAAAAAGAAGUAAUUUUCAAAAAAUACGUUGUGUAAGUCGAGAAAAUCAAAGUUAAAGUUUAUGUAAAUCAAGGGAAAUCUCCAUCACACAUAAAGAUACGACACGCUUAUGAUUUUUCUUUGUGUUUUCCUCAUGAAUUAUUAAUGAGUUUUUGAAUGUUGUUCAGAGUCUUGACGAAGAUGAUCCGUGUUAUGAUGUUCGUCGUGAACGAUUGUUGACCCGCAGAACGCAUUUGUACUACCUCAAAUAUGACUUUAUCAAGGUACGAUAGGCCGAUUAGGGGAAGGAAAUUCAUUAAUUGGAUCUUGAUUGACUUAUCGAUUGAGUCGUUGAUCAAUUUAUUAAUUGUUUGAUUAUUGAUUGAUUAUUUUUUAAGUAAUUAAUUGAUCGAUGAUUGGUUGACUAUUGGUUGAGUACUUAAUUGAUUGAUGAUUGAUUAUGGUUGAGUAAUUAAUUGAUUGAUUAUUGGUUGAGUUAUUAAUUGAUUGACAAUUGAUUGAUUAUUGGUUGAAUAAUUAAUUGAUUGAUUAUUUGGUUGAGUACUUAAUUGAUUGAUUAUUCGUUGAGUUAUUAAUUGAUUGAUGAUGAUUGAUUAUUAGUUGAAUAAUUAAUUGACUGGUUAUUGGUUGAGUACUUAAUUGAUUGAUGAUUGACUGAUUAUUGGUUGAGUUAUUAAUUGAUUGAUGAUUGAUUGAUUGUUGGUUGAUUAAUUGAUUGAUUAUUGCUUGAGUACUUAAUUGAUUGAUGAUUAAUUAUCGAUUGAUUAAAUUAAGUCAAUGUUAAUUGCCUGAGUGAUUAAUUGAAUUAUUAGUUGAUUAAUUGAUAGAUUGUUUGAUCAAGUCACCAACUCACUAUAAUUCCAAACUUUCUCCGCAGCAUGAUGAGUAUGACGUCACACUGGUUGCUCAGUUGUCCAUGGACAGAUUACAAAUGAUCGAAGCAAUUUGCAAACAAUGGAAAGGUACUUGAAAACACAACAUCAAAUUUCACUUCUGUCGUACUGUAUUAGUUAAAAAGUUGGGCAGUUUAUUUUAGUUCAGAGUAGAUUGCAUCAAUUUUACCGAUCAUUUCCCCCCUGAUUUUUCCGUUAUGGAUUCACUACUGUAUUUACUGUGUUAUUUAUAUAAUUAUCUUCAUAAUUAAUUUAAAUUAAUUGAUAAUUAUUAAUUCCGUUUCUAGGUCCCAUAAGCUUUGCAUUAUAUCUGUCAGACUCCGAAGCGAUGCAGUUUCUUGAUUAUGCUCAGUUUUCAAAUAUUUUGAAGAAAAGAAAGAAUGUUGCCUAUCAUCUUGUGUUCAAAGACGGGGUAGGUUAAUACUGGAUCAAUAUGUCAUGAGAUGAUUCUUACUGGACCUCUAGAGAAAACAGUGAUUACAGUGUAGAACUUAGUUUAAGUUUCCUCCUGUAGUAACACUGGAUCAAUAAGAGAUGAUCCUUACUGGACCUCUAGGAAGAACAGUUUAGAACUGAUAGAGCUAUCCAGUAUAAAUAAAGUUAGUUUAGUUUAGGUUUCCUCCUGUAGUAACACUGGAUCAAUACGAAAGAUCCUUACUUGACCUCUAGGGAGAACAGUUCAGGACUGAUAGAGCUAUCCAGUAUAAAUAAACUUAGUUUAGUGUAAGGUGAAAGCCAGUCGCAGCAACUAAUAAAGAAACAAUUAAAUUCAAAAUCAUGUUUAUUUUAUUUAGACGUUUUAUCCAGUUAACGCUCUACGUAAUAUCGCGCUGACGAACGCCAGAACACCGUACGUAUUUCUGAGUGACAUAGACUUUGUCCCACCUGAUACUCUUUAUGACUAUCUCAGGUAAGCUGGUAUCAAUUUGUAGGGUUGGGGGGCCAUUUAUAUGAUACCUCUUUAAAACGUAGCACUUAAUAUUUGUAAAAUAAAAAUUAGCUGUUUUAAAUUCUGAUACAUUUAUGUCAAUUGUAUUCGAAUCUUUAAUUGCAGACAAAUUAUUCGAACCACAGACAUGACGAAAAAGGUACGAAAAGUUUUCAAUUUUAUCAACAGUUUUAGCUGAGUAACUAUAACUAAGGGAAGCCUCACAUAUCGAUUUUGUCCAUGAGAAACGUCAUAUGUUCGUUUCUCUGGAGACCCCCCCCCCACCCCCCCUUAGAAACGUCACACAUAGUUAUCGAUAUUUUGUUCUUAUAGUACACAUAAGGUAAUUUUCUACUAUUUUUUUCGGUCGGCUAUUGGCGAUACUUCCGCGAGGAAUAUGUCAUCUUCUGCUGACAUACUCUAGUAUUAAUAUAUAUGUGAACUUCAAAAUUUCCAACGUUUCUCAAAACAACUUUUUUGCAUGAAAUAUUGAUAAUUUUAGCGCGUAUUUCUUGAAAUAUGAGAGAAACAGAGAAACGUCACAGCUGCCAACCCCCCCACCCCCAAACGAACAUAUGACGUUUCUCGUGGAAAAAAUCGAUAUGUGAGGCUUCCCUAAAGCCUAUUUGACAACAUCAAAGUUUCUGUGAUCACAGUAGGAAUUUUGCAUGGGUAAAUUCUAAGUUUUGAAGGAUUUGUGAAAUGUACGGUACCCAUCUUGAAAUAACGAGUUGACCGGCACGACCAGUUUCGUUUGACGAGAUUCGAAUGUAAACAAUAUAGCCGCUUUGAUUUCCCAUGGAUUUAAAAGGCGCCAUUACACUAGCAAAGUUUCUGUCAUCACAGUAGGAAUUGUGCAUAGGUAAAUUCUAAAUUUUGAAGGAUUUGUAAGAAAUUGUCAAGAAAACUGACUCACUGUUAAACAAUGAGUCAGUUCUCAAAACGUAGAAUUUACCCAUGCAAAAUUCCUAUACUCAUUCAAGACAAUAGACAAUUCUCAUUAUAGACUAAUUUUAAAACUAGACAAUGAGAUGCAAAUUAAUCACCACAGCUAGAAUGAGCAUACUAAAAUGAGUAAAACUGCAAAGUUUGGUUGCGAAAUGUUGUAAAAUGCGGAAAAUAUAGCCCCUAUGGCAAAGUUUGUAUACUUUUGUAUUGCGUGCGGAAAUUGCUACCAUUUUCGGCCCAAAUGUGGUAGGAAUUUCCGCACGCAAUACAAAAGUAUACGGAAUUUGCAAACUUUGCAAGGCUAUAUUUUCCGCAUUUUACAACAUUUCGCAACCAAACUUUGCAAUCUUACUCAUUUUAGUCCGCUCUUUCCGGGAAUAUACUUUUUAUUGCCAAGAUAAAAAAAUAGUCUAUAAUGGGAAUUGUCUAUAAUCAUUCCAUCUUACAGGCCUUAGUUGUGCCGGCUUUCGAGACGCUUCGCUACAAACUUUCGAUACCAAAAACAAAAGCUGAACUGCUCUCAAAGUUGGACGAGGGUCUGUUGUAUACAUUCAGAUAUCAUGUUUGGCCCAAGGGACAUGCGCCGACCAAUUAUGCAAAAUGGAGGACUGCUAUCAAACCUUAUAAGGUAAAAAUUUAAAAGUUGCUUGAACACAGUGUAAUGGACCUAAUACCUAAUGAACAAAAUUUUAAUCUAGACAAGUCUAGACAAACAUUUCACCACAGCUUGAAAGAGUAUCACAAAAUUAGUAAUAUUCCGAAGUUUCGUUGCGAAAUGUUGUAAAAUGCGUUUUGUGAUGCUCUUUCAAGGCGUGAUAAAAUUUUUGUCUAGAUCAAAAUUUUGUUCAUUAGGUAAUAGGUUCAUUAACGUACUCGGAAGACUCGAAAGUUAACUAAAUCAACUUUAUUUAUAUUGGGUAGCUCUAUCAGUUCUAAACUGUUCUCCCUAGAGGUCCAGUAAGGAUCAUCUCUUAUUGAUCCAGUGUUACUACAGGAGGAAACCUAAACUAAACUAACUUUGUUUAUACUGCAUAGCUCUAUCUGUUCUAAACUGUCUCCCUAGAUGUCAACAAGUUCGUAACAAGCUAUUAACAGCUUGCAGCAACCUUGUUAUAUUAUAAUACUUGUUGCAAGGUUGUGUCGUCAAUCUUGUAACAUUCUUGUUAUAUCAUGACUGUAUCAGACUUGUUAGAACAACCUUGUGACAAGUCUGAUAAUGCCAUCAAGCUUGUUACAAGUUGUUAACAGCUUGUUCCAAACCUGUUGCAACAACUGGGAACAAGCAGUGCGAACACAUCUUGUGAACAAAUUUGUAACAACUUGUGUGUACACACGUAAAAAUCUCACAACUUGUCAACAAGAUGUGUUCGCAACAGGCUUGUAGCAAGCUUGUCAACAGGUUGUAGCAAUGCUGUUAUUUUAUCAAGUUGCUGCAAGGUUGUCACUCGCAACUUGUUGACAAAUUGUGAAUUGCAGGACGAUAACAAGUUGUUGGACCAACUUGUAACAAGUCUGUUGAGCUCAACAACCUUGUAGCAAGUUGUCAACAAGCUGGGAACAAGCAGUGCGAACACAUCCUGUUGACAAGUUGUUGGAACAGCAUUGCUACAAGUCUGCUGCGAGUUUAAUACAACUUGUGCGUUUUUACGUGUGUAGGGUACAACAGUUCAUAUAUGAAGUUUUAAACGAAUUCUUAGGUGCUGUGGGAGGAGGAUUUUGAACCGUACAUCGUUGUGAAGAAAGACAUUCCAAAAUACGAUACGAGAUUCGUGGGAUUUGGCUGGAAUAAAGUUUCGCACGUCAUGGAAGUAGCUGUACAGGGGUACGUUUCACUUACUACGUAAAUAUAAUUGUUUUCAUUUGUAAAAAAACACCAUGUUUAUUGUCUUAGCAAAGCUCUGGUUGUUCGUCACAUGUCGUAGUGUUUCAACAAAGAAGAUAAUCAAUUUUGAUUUUAGUUUCGAAUUUGAAGUUCUUCCAAAUGCGUUUAUCGUCCACAUGCCUCAUGGUCCUUCGUUGGACAUCGCAAGACAUCGAAACACCGAACAAUAUCGAAGGUAUUUGUUGGUGGUGCUACUGUUGUUGUUGUUGUUGUUGUUGUUGUUGUCGUUGUCGUUGGUAUCGGCUGUUGUUGCUGCCGGUUGCUGUUGUUGUUGUACCCUGGGUACGAGGUUGGUUGUUGUUAUCGUUGGUGUCGGCUGUUGUUGUUGCUGUUGUUGUUGUUGUUGUUGUUGCCGGUUGUUGUUGUUGCUGUUGUUGUUGCCGUCGGUUGCUGUUGUUGUUGUUGUUGCCAGUUGCUAUGUUGUUGUUGUUGCUGUCGUUGUGUUUUGUAGUAGUUGUUGUUGUUGUUGUUGUUGUUGUUGUUGUUGUUACGUAUUGUUCCGUUGUGCCAUGACAAAACAAACCACUAACAAAAAUCAAUCUACUUUCAGGUGUAUGAAAAUCCUAAAAGCUGAGUUUAUGGACGAGCUCAGAGUGAAAUAUGGAGCUCAGCAAGUCGAUCAAGCUGUAGCUAUGGAUUGAAGGACAGAAUUUGUUUUCUACCUCCCUCGAUUUACGUGACAAAGUGCAAGCUUCACGUGAGAAGGUAAAUGUUUCACGUGAAAAGGAAAAGUAUCACGCGAGAAAAUUGGACGUGAUAAGAUGGAAAGUUUCAUGUAGCAAGCCGAGAAUUUCACGUUGCAAGUGUGGAUUCACGUCACAAAAUGGCAGUUAAAUCACGUGGCAAGGUGUAAGGAGAAAAUUCAGGGCCUCGCAUACACACGCAACAUGUUCGCACUGCUUGUUCCAAGUUGUAAUCAAGCUUGUUACAAGUUGUUAACACCUUGUAACAAGCAUGUUGAUACAGUUCCUGUAACAAGUUUGGAACAAGCUGUUAACAACUUGUAACAAGCUUGAUGGCAUUAUCAGACUUGUUACAAAGUUGUUCUAACAAGUCUGAUCUGAUACAGUCAUGAUAUAACAAGAAUGUUAUAGGGUUGACGACACAAGGUUGCAACAAUAUCAUUAUAUCAUGACUGUAUCGGACUUGUUGGAACAACCUUGCUACAAGUCUGAUAAUAUCAACAAGCUUGUUACAAGCUGUUUAAAGAACUUGUACAAUAUUGUUAUAUCAUGACUGUAUCAGACUUGUUGGAACAACCUUGCUACAAGUCUGGUAGGGAACCAGGGGCGGAUCCAGCCCCCAAACUGACCGUGGCUCCUAAAUUAAAGCACGCAUAACUAGGGGGGUUCCGGGGGCAUGCCCCCCCGGAAAAUUUUUGAAAUUUGAAGCCCGGAAACACCAUUUCCUGCAAUCUGAGCGGCGUAUUUCCUCCUCAAAUUUCGGUCUAUGGACGGCGAAGCAUGGCCAUCAUUUGCUUUUGGUGCUACCAAAAGUGAUAUUAAAUAUAUCAACAGUUUGGGUAGGAUAGUAUGAUUGAAUUGUAAGCCAAUUACCGUCGCUAAGGUAAACAUCAUCAACGUGAAUUCGUAAUUAUGCGC
Molecule: messenger RNA, 11967 nt
Organism: Paramuricea clavata
Lineage: Eukaryota; Metazoa; Cnidaria; Anthozoa; Malacalcyonacea; Plexauridae
Source: the annotation of a GenBank genome assembly